GAAGACCACGCCCCCGAAGCAGCUUGGCCAGCGCGUUGCGCAGAACGUUAGUCAUCUAUUCGUAUCUUUCGUUUCAGCCGUGUUGUGUUGCCCAUCGGAAGGAUGAAGCAGAUCAACAUUAACCAGACAGUGAAAAUCCCGAAGGACUUGACCUGCUCGGUCAAGUCCCGCGUCGUCACUGUGACGGGACCAAGGGGCACACUCAAAAGGAGUUUCAAACAUUUGGCUCUUGACAUUGCUAUGGUCAACAAGCGCCUCUUGAAGGUCGAGAAAUGGUUCGGAACCAAGAAGGAAAUCGCCGCUGUGAGGACUGUAUGCUCGCAUAUUGAGAAUAUGCUCAAGGGUGUCACUCUUGGAUUCCGUUAUCACAUGAGAGCGGUGUACGCUCAUUUCCCCAUCAACUGCGUGACCACCGAAAACAACACUGUCAUCGAGGUGCGUAACUUCUUGGGGGAGAAGUACAUCAGAAAGGUGAAGAUGGCCCCUGGCGUGACUGUCGCUAACUCAACCAAGCAGAAGGACGAGCUGAUCGUCGAGGGCAACAGCAUCGAAGACGUUUCCAGAUCAGCUGCCUUGAUUCAGCAGUCUACCACUGUUAAGAACAAGGAUAUCCGUAAAUUCUUGGACGGUCUCUACGUUUCAGAAAAAACCACUGUCGUGGAGGUUGAAGCGUAAAUUUUUGUUAAGGCCAAUAAAACAUAAAAAAUUCGAAAA
This is a messenger RNA of Cloeon dipterum, 714 nucleotides long. It is a transcript of the gene RpL9, whose product is annotated as ribosomal protein L9. Gene Ontology annotation, biological process: cytoplasmic translation. The record is from RefSeq and is a predicted model, not a curated record. Bases 103 to 675 code for a protein of 190 amino acids. The transcript is spliced from 5 exons. Gene Ontology annotation, molecular function: structural constituent of ribosome; rRNA binding. Gene Ontology annotation, cellular component: ribosome; cytosolic large ribosomal subunit. NCBI's taxonomy places the organism in Eukaryota, Metazoa, Arthropoda, Insecta, Ephemeroptera, Baetidae.